CUCUUGCUCUUGUUUCCCUGUUUUUGUUUUUAAGAAUCGAUGUUUGUUUGAUUUUUGUCAAAUCCUCCUUUACUCUGAUUCUGCGUGAAAAGAAUGGACUGUUGGAUAAAUCCCUUUACGAUGCAAGAAAAGAAACUUCACUUCUCCACCAAAUAAAGUUUCAAUCUUUUUUUUUGUUAGGGUUUCCUCUCUCUCUUUUCUUUGGGAGAUUUCAAUCGGAGGAGAGAUAUAAAAAAGAUGAUAGAUUUCAGUCGAGUCCAGAAAGUGCUUCAAGAUUGCCGGAUCUGGUGGUGGGUCUGUGAUCUCUGAAUCUGAGCUUGUUAGCUUUGGUAUUACCGAUGAUUUGAGAGAGUUUGUUAAAGGUUUGACGUCUGCUACGUUCCAGGCUUUUCCUGAACAAGGCUCCUGGUCGGGAAAAUGAAGAUCUUGAGCUUGAUCUUUCAAGCUUAGGAGCUGUUAAUACAAUAUUCGCCGCCCUGUUCAAUAAGCUUGGAGUUCAAAUCAAGACAACUGUCUCAGCAAAUUUAUUGGAGGAAGCGCUGAAUGGUACGGUCUACUUUGCCUCUUACUGUUGGGCAAGUUGUUUCCAGGUAGGUUGAAAAACAAUCGGCUCACUUUUAUUUUGUUACGUUAACAGAAGAAGAAGCUCAUGCCGGAUUGAUCUGUAAAGUGCAGUCAUCUGCUAAGAACAAAUUCAAGUUGCUUUACUUUGAUCAAGAAGAGAAUGGAGGACUGAGCUUGGCCCUACAGGUAGACAGCAGGAAGACAGGAAAGCUCUCGACUGCAGGGUUAUACUUUUUCGGCUUUCCUGUUUACCGUUUCGAUCACAGGGUUUAUAUUCAUCUCUUAUGUGCUACAUUGUUUGAUGUUGCAGCAAAUUUCCAAGUUAAGUUAUGAGUUAUGCCCACGAGUCAUGAAAGAAAGGAGGUUCUGGAGGAUAUACUUUACCGUAGUGAGCACUCAUGUUGCACCUUCUCAAGAAAGAAGAGGAGGAGAGGAAAGCGAUAGAAGGCACUGGACGCAAAGUCACGACCAUUGGUAAAGUUGACAGUCCAGAUUUGACAAGCUUUGUUCGCCAAUUUCCACCGGAUUCUAAAGUGUCUGAAUUCAAGAAACUUGAAGGGUAUGAACUGGGUUUGUUUGCCAUCUUUGAUGGUCAUUUGGGGCAUGAUGUGGCCAAAUACUUACAGACUAAUCUCUUUGACAACAUUCUAAAAGAGAAGGAUUUUUGGACUGACACUGAGAAUGCUAUAAGGAAUGCAUACAGAUCGAUAGAUGCAGUGAUAUUGCAGCAAUCCCUUAAGCUUGGUAAAGGCGGAUCAACGGCUGUAACAGGAAUACUAAUUGAUGGUCAAAAGCUAGUUGUUGCUAAUGUUGGAGAUUCAAGAGCAGUGAUGUCUAAGACUGGCGUUGCGCAUCAGCUCUCAGUCGAUCAUGAACCAAGUAGGGAGAAAAAAGAGAUAGAGAAACGAGGCGGCUUUGUAUCAAAUAUUCCAGGGGAUGUUCCACGAGUGGAUGGACAGUUAGCAGUUGCUAGAGCGUUUGGAGAUAAGAGCUUAAAGAUACAUCUGAGCUCAGAACCGGACAUAACACACCAGGCAAUUGAUGAUCACACUGAGUUCAUCCUUUUUGCCAGUGAUGGUAUUUGGAAGGUAUUAUCGAACCAAGAAGCUGUUGAUGCGAUCAAGAGUAUCAAAGAUCCGCAUGCAGCUGCAAAGCACUUGAUAGAGGAAGCUAUAGCUAAGAAGAGGAAAGACGACAUCUCAUGUAUCGUUGUAAAGUUCCACUAAUCCCUUCUCCUUCUUCUUUCUAGACUCUUUUUUUUUGUUUUUUUUUUGUGUCUAUAGUUUACCAUUGAGUUUGCAAGAUAGAGAUAUAUAAAUGCUCUAACUGUGUAUGUAAAAAACCAAUAAUGAGGUUUCCCAGUAAGAUGUAAUAUAUUUAUGUAAGCAUGUAUGCUUUUCUUCACAGAUGAAUGAAAAUAAGAAAUCGUUAACAGA
This is a messenger RNA of Camelina sativa (false flax), 2000 nucleotides long. The record is from RefSeq and is a predicted model, not a curated record. NCBI's taxonomy places the organism in Eukaryota, Viridiplantae, Streptophyta, Magnoliopsida, Brassicales, Brassicaceae.